Penicillium subrubescens is the source of this 429-nucleotide messenger RNA. RefSeq lists its product as uncharacterized. The record is from RefSeq and is a predicted model, not a curated record. The transcript has 2 exons. The coding region runs from base 1 to 429 and encodes 142 amino acids. Lineage: Eukaryota; Fungi; Ascomycota; Eurotiomycetes; Eurotiales; Aspergillaceae.
AUGUCCGAACAGACCUUCCGUACCACUCGCCAGGACCUGCGCAAGGACGAGUCUCGCAUCGCUCAACAGCAUGGCGGCAAAACCCCUUCCGAUUCCAAUGUCUCCCAGAUGAAGUCCAUGAUCGACCAGAACACCGACAAGCCGAAGCAAAUUGACGAGGCCAAGGCCAACCUCCCCCUCCCUGACCAACCUCCCGUCGCCAGUGACUGGAACUCCUCCGAUCAGCGAACUGUCAAUGUCGGCUCUGGUGGUAUUGAGGGGCCCAUCUCUGGUGACAAUGAUACCGCCCUCCGUGGCCCCGCCACUGGUGGCAGCAGUGCCCGCAUCGAUGGCGCCGAGAUGCACAAGACCACCGUACCUGGUGGCAAUGUUGGUCGCCAGCGUGUUGAGGGCUUGGAUAACUUGCCCUCGGAUGCUACCACUCGUUAA